Pleurotus ostreatus (oyster mushroom) is the source of this 324-nucleotide messenger RNA. RefSeq lists its product as uncharacterized. The record is from RefSeq and is a predicted model, not a curated record. The coding region runs from base 1 to 324 and encodes 107 amino acids. NCBI's taxonomy places the organism in Eukaryota, Fungi, Basidiomycota, Agaricomycetes, Agaricales, Pleurotaceae. The transcript is spliced from 3 exons.
AUGGAUGAGCUCAGUGACGAGGAGAAUGAGCUAGAAGAUAUGAAUUCACUUGUUCGCAACCGUGGUUUCGGUUUCUUAAUUCCCAUUGGGCGAACAGUCACGCAGCAAGAAGAGCGAAAUGAUGCGGACGACGAGUCCGAUGAAUCCAGUAGCGAGGAGGGGGGAGGCGCUGCAUCCGUGGGCGAAGACGACGGCGACAACGACUCCGGUCAAGAUCUUGAUGCUUCCAUGGAGGAUAUGGAUGGAGAUGAGGAGGAGGACACAGACGAAGACGAGAUGGCCGACGAUGAAGAUGAAUACGAAGAAGAGCCCUCAGACGUUUGA